CCAACGCCACCGCCACCACCAUCACAACCACCCUCAGCCACUGUUCCAACACCAGCUAUUGCGGCAGCAGCAGCUGCGCUUGCAGCCAAUGUGGAUGCCUCGUCCGCUCAACAACUCGCUCACAUGUUCCCAUCGCCAAAGACAGUUCUAGUGGGUCCAUUGUGUACAAGUCUCUACCCUCAAGCGCAGGCAACGUCACCGACACCAUCAAGAAAGCGGCCCGCCGCCUGUGUGAACGAUGCAGCCUCAGCGGUGUACGCACCGUUAUUUACAACACCCUCGAUGCUCGUCUAUGGUGGGCACCUUGACUCCUCCGCUGCAGCCACCGCCGCCGCCGCCGCCGCCUAUCAUCUCGGGGCUCAGCCAGUUAGCCCGGCUAAUCCAUUGGCUGUCAUGGUACUCUGUGAAAGCAGGCGAUUGCAAAAUCUCCUCUAUUUGUUCAACGGUCCCCCUUCACCUGUUUGGAUGCUUAUUGUGAAGACCUGA
This is a messenger RNA of Hydatigera taeniaeformis, 486 nucleotides long. NCBI's taxonomy places the organism in Eukaryota, Metazoa, Platyhelminthes, Cestoda, Cyclophyllidea, Taeniidae. The record is from the annotation of a GenBank genome assembly.